AAUGUAUAUAAUGUACUUCCAAUUUAAAGUAUUGAAAUUGUAAUAAUUACUAUACUUACCUUUAUAUUUACUUUUAGUGGGUAUCACUAUUUUUGUAUGUAACAAUUUACAACGAUCAAUAUCACAUAACGAACAAUUGUUUAUUACGUUUGUUUGAGUGUGUAAAAAAAAUGGAAGAUUUCAAUAUGAAAUAUGAGGUCCCUGGUGGUAUUACCUCAAUCAUGCCAAGCAUUCCUGCAGACUUGUUAAGCUAUAUAAAUUGUAUAGAAAAUAUGCCAGUAUAUAAAGGUGAAUCUGUAUUGCCGACUAGAGAUAUUAAUUUGAUGUCAUUACUCUCUGAUACUAAUAUAAACAUACUGCCAACUGAGUUGAUUCCUAAAAGAAAUCCUAGAACGGGUAAAAUUAUAUGUUAUGAAGAAGUUAUAAAUGAAACAAUUACUCAACCUGAUGAUCCAUCACCUUGUUCAAAAUCAAUAAAUAAUCAUAGUAUAAUCACCCGAUUUAAAGACAAUACAUUUGAAUUUGAUCCUAAUAAUUUACCAACAGCCCCCGGAUUGUCUAACAAAUUACAAAUAAAUCCAAAUAAUGACUAUUCAACUUCAAACAUAUUUCCUACUAAUACACCAUUAGAAGAUGAAUGGGCUGAAGAUAUAGGAGGCUUUUGGGAUGAUGAAGUGCCAGAAAUCGUUGAACUACCUAAAACUAAUCCAGAACCAGUUUCAAUAGAAGAAAUUAAGCAUAUUAAAAAAGAAGAAAACUUUGUACUUAAAAUAUCGGGUAAUAUAGAAAGAGCUCUUGUAAAAUCUAAAUGGGUCGAAGAAUUAGAUAUUUCCAAACCUAUUGAUAACUUUGAUGAGUUAUUACCUGAUCCAGCUUAUAAAUGGGAAUUUGAAUUAGAUACAUUUCAGAAACAAGCAGUACUUAAAUUAGAAGAAAAGUGUAGUGUAUUUGUAGCAGCUCAUACUUCAGCGGGUAAAACUGUAAUUGCUGAAUAUGCUAUAGCACUUGCUAAAAAACACCAAUUAAGAUGCAUAUAUACAUCUCCAAUUAAAGCUUUGUCAAAUCAAAAAUUUCGAGAUUUUAAAAAAAAAUUUGGAGAUGUAGGCCUUAUUACCGGAGACUUUCAAGUAAAACCAGAAGCUCAAUGUCUUAUUGUUACUACUGAAAUACUAUGUUCAAUGCUGUACAGUAAUUCAGAUAAAAUUAAAGAAACUGAAUUUGUUAUUCUUGAUGAAGUUCAUUAUGUAAAUGAUAGAGAUAGAGGUCACAUUUGGGAACAAAUUUUAAUUAUGCUUCCUAAACGUAUUAAAUUAGUUAUGUUGAGUGCUACUGUCACAAAUGUUAUUGAUUUUGCAAACUGGAUUGGUCGUACUCGUAAUUCUAAAAUUUAUGUAGUUUUUACACUUUAUAGACCAGUUCCUCUUGAACAUUAUAUUUAUGUUGGUUCAAACACAUCUUUAGAAGUGAAAGAUAAUAUGCAUCUAAUUAGAAAAGCAGAUAGUGGAUUUCUUAUGCAAGGAUAUCGAAAAGCAUCAGAUUCAUUUAAAAAAAAUCAAGAAAUAAAGAAAACUCAAGAUUUCAAAAAAGACCAGAAAUCAAAAUGGAUCGGUUUUCUAAGAUUUCUUGAUAAAAAUAGUUUAUUUCCAGCAGUUGUCUUUAUUUUAUCUAGAAAGAAAUGUGAUUUAAUGGCUGAAACUUUGAAGAAUUCAGUUAAUUUUUUACUAAAUAACAAAGAAUCACAAGCUAAUGAAUAUUUUUUUAACCAUGCUAUAAAAAAGUUAAAACCUGAAGAUAGAGCAUUACCUCAAGUGGUUUUGAUGAAAGAAUUAUUGUGUCAAGGUAUUGCCGUUCACCACAGUGGUAUUUUACCAAUAUUAAAAGAAAUUGUAGAAAUGCAAUUUCAAAAGAGUUUAGUUAAAUGUCUAUUUGCUACAGAAACAUUUGCUAUAGGUAUUAAUAUGCCAGCCCGAACAGUGGUAUUUGAUGCUAUUAACAAAUUUGAUGGAGUAGAAAAACGAAAUUUAGCACCAGCUGAGUACACUCAAAUGGCAGGACGUGCAGGUCGUCGUGGUCAUGACCCAAGUGGAACAGUUAUAAUCAUGGCCAAUAACCAAUUACCCAAUGAUAGAGAAUUAACAAAUAUGAUGCUUGGAAAAUCAGCUAAAUUGGAAUCCCAGUUCAAAGUCAGUUAUUCUAUUAUAUUGAAUAUGUUUAAAAAAAAUAAUUCUGAAACCCUAGAAGAAAUUUUAGGGAGUAGUUUUAUUGAAGCUGCUAGAGCUAAAAAGAAAGAUGAAUACGUUGAAGAAUUAAAUUCUUUAAAAUUAUUAGAUGAAAAAGAUAAUUGGCAACCAACUGGACAGCAAGAAUUAAUAGUUAAAGAAUUUUACCUUGCUGCUAAAGAAUAUCUAGACUGCAGAAAUGAAGAUUGGGAUAAACUUUAUAAUGCAAGUGAUAAAAGUUUCAGUGAAACCGGUCGAUUUGUCAUUAUUACUCAUCAACAUUAUGUUAAUAGAUUAGCAAUUAUAUUAUCUAGUAAUGCAAAGAAAGUUCCAAAAGAAUUUAGAGUACUGGUAUUAGACAAUGAACAUGUAAAAAGUGAAUUAUCAGACAAAAAAAAAGAUUCUUGGUAUAAAUUUAUUUAUUUAUCUCAAAAAAGAAGAUUAAUGGAUAAAUCAUUAGAUGUUAUUUCCAAUAAUGCACAUACUAUUUUAACAAUACCAUCAAAUUCAAUUAUGGCAAUCACUAGAUUUUCUGGUAAUUUUGAUAUUGAUUCAAUUAUUAAAAAUUGGGAAAUGAGACAAAAUGAACGCUUUAAGGAUGCACCUAUUUCAGCUCACUGCCAACGAGCUAUAACAAUGCUAUCAGAAAAAACAUUAUUAUUAAAUCGAUCAGAAGUGAAUGAACCAGUAUUGAGUUUGUUAGAGUUACGAAUUGAUCAUUUUGAAUUACACAGAAUUAUGUUACACAUGCAUUCAUUGGAAAAUCAAGUAUAUAAUAUAGAUUUAUCGGACAUAAUUGCUUUUGAAGAAGUUUUUUCAACAUUAUAUGAACAUCAAACAAGAAAAGAAAGAAUUACAGAAUUAGAACAUCAAAUUUCAAAUAAAGCGUUACAAUUGUAUAAUGAAUACAUCAAUAAAGUAGAAGUUCUCAAAGAAUUAAAAUAUAUAAACCCAAGAAAUGAAAUAACUACCCAAAAAGGAAAUGUAGCUGCUACUAUGGGAUCACAUGAGCUAUUAAUCACUGAAUUAUUAUUGUGUAAUAUGUUUGAAGAAUUAAAACCAGAAGAAAUUGCUGCCGUUCUUUCAUGUUUAGUAUGUGAAUCAAAGUCUGAUUUUAAUUGGGAAUGUAUUAAGGAAGAAAAUUUGUUGAAAGGUAUUCACAUAAUUAAACAAAAACAUGAUUACAUUCAACAUGUUGAAUCCAACUAUUUAAGCAAUUAUGAACGUAUCGAUCUCAACUUCAACUUAGUUAAAGUACUUUAUCUAUGGGCUCAAGAGAAGCCGUUUUCUGAAAUAAUGGAAGUAACCGACAUUCAAGAAGGAAUUAUAGUCCGAUGCAUAGUUCAGUUAAAUGAAAUUUUGACUGUCAUUAAAAAUGCUGCCAAAACGAUUGGCACUAAUAAGAUAAGUGAAAAGAUGCAAGAAGUUCUUGACAAAAUAAAAAGAGAUAUAGUAUUUACUCCAUCUUUAUACAUGGAAUAAGUUUUUGUAAACAAAAAUAAUAAGUUAAUAUAAUAUAAUUUCUAUUGA
Sipha flava (yellow sugarcane aphid) is the source of this 3749-nucleotide messenger RNA. It is a transcript of the gene tst, whose product is annotated as helicase SKI2W. The transcript is spliced from 19 exons. The coding region runs from base 171 to 3701 and encodes 1176 amino acids. The record is from RefSeq and is a predicted model, not a curated record. NCBI's taxonomy places the organism in Eukaryota, Metazoa, Arthropoda, Insecta, Hemiptera, Aphididae. Gene Ontology annotation, molecular function: RNA binding; ATP binding; RNA helicase activity. Gene Ontology annotation, cellular component: Ski complex. Gene Ontology annotation, biological process: nuclear-transcribed mRNA catabolic process, 3'-5' exonucleolytic nonsense-mediated decay.